Paramecium sonneborni is the source of this 1569-nucleotide messenger RNA. The record is from the annotation of a GenBank genome assembly. Lineage: Eukaryota; Ciliophora; Oligohymenophorea; Peniculida; Parameciidae.
AUGUAUUAAUAAAAUUUGCCAUUCGAAUUCAAAGGAUCCAAAGAGGAAAUUUAUAUCUGCUAAUAAUUAAUUGCCUCAGGUUCUGAGGGUUAAGUUUAUAAAGGUAUCAGAAAGGAUUAACCAUAAUUAUAUUUAGCAAUCAAAUUCUCAUUCGAUACAAGUAAUGAUGAAUUACAAUUUUUAUAUAAGCUUUAAAAAAAAUAAUAAACUGAUAAUCCAUUUAAACAUAUAAUUAAAUACUUUGAUGUUAUACAAGAUCCUAAGUUUUUGAAUAAUUAAGAAUAACUAUUUAAAAAGUAUUGUUUCAUAAUGGAAUUGGGAGAAAAAAACUUACUUGAAGAAGUCAUAUAAACAAAUAAUUACUCAGAAAAUUAAAAAAUUGAAAUUAUUUAUUAAAUUGCUGUUGGAAUUCAAGAACUUCAUAGUGUAAAACAAUUUCAUAGAGAUAUUAAACCUGAAAAUAUUAUUAAAAUUGGUGAUGCAUGGAAAUUAUGUGAUUUUGGGUUUCUAAAACAUUAAAUCAGCUAAAAUAAAACUCAAAAUGUUGGUACACCCUAUUAUAUUGCUCCAGAAGUCUUUAAAUAAGAUUCUGAAAACUUUAUUAACUAUGAUUAAAAAAUAGAUGUAUGGUCAUUAGGUUGUAUAAUUUACGAAAUCAUUACAGGAUAAUUAUUUUUUUCUGGAAAUUCAAUGUAAGAAAUAUAAAAAUAAAUUUAAAAUUAUUGUUCCAUUUAAAAAUUUAAUCCUUUAAAUUAAAACACUGAUUAAAGAUUCAAAAAUAUUACUAAUCCAAAAUUAUAACUAUUAUGCAAAGGAAUGAUAACUGUGGAUUCUUAAAAAAGAUAUGAUAUUCUUCAAGUUUUAUAAAAACUUUCAGAACUUAGAUAAAUACCUUUUACUAAUGUCAUGCAAUUUCCACUUUAUUAAUAAUUUUAAUAAACCUGCUCUAAUUAAGUAAGUUAAAACUUUUAAGGAUUACAAAAUACUUUCUAAUAAUAGAUCUAUCCUCAAAAUAUGUAAACAUUAAAAACAAUUGAUAACAAGUUUUAAAAUUCAUAAAAUUUUACAAACAAUCCUAAAAUAUAGACUUUACCAGCUAUGAACCAUUUAUUUUAUAAUAAUGUUUAAAAUCAGUAAAAUACCUAAUAUUCUAAACAAAUUAGCUUCUCAAAUUAAAAAUAAACAACUUAAUAAUAAUUUCCUUAGUUUCAACAGAAUAAUCUUAACAACUUUUAAAACAAUCAAUAAAUUGAAUUCUAAUAUGGUGAAAACAUAGAUAGUUUAGAUAUGAAGAAAGAUAAUAAUCAAAUUAUUGAAUAAUAGAAAAUAAUAUUAAAAUAAUAAUUUUUCGAACUCUUGUCAAAAUCUCUUGAUAAAGUAAUUAAAAUAGAAUACAAGAAAGAAAUUUAACAAUUUUUCGAUUCAUCAAAUGAUCCCAUCACUAAUUAUAUCAAUAAUCUGGAUGAUAAAUAGGAUAAGUAACAAAUAGAAUUUAUAGCUGAGAAGCUCACUUAGUUUAUUAAAAAAAGAGUUGAUAUGGUAUUGUAAUAAGGGUAAGGAAAUAAAUGA